AUGACCUUUCCUACAAUAGCCGAAACAGCGUACGAUACACCACCCAAUGGUGGCUUUCAAGCUUGGCUACAGGUGGCAGGGUCCUUUUUGAUAUUUUUCAAUUCAUGGGGAACAGUCAAUGCAUUCGGCGCCUUCCAAGCGUACUACGAGAGUGGGCUGCUGAAGGAUCAAUCAAGCUCCGACAUUUCCUGGAUUGGAGCUAUACAGGCAUUCCUACUGCUCCUGGUCGGUGUCGUCACAGGUCCGCUCUAUGACUCCGGCUAUUUCCGUACCCUAGUCAUCACAGGAUCCUUUUUAGUCAUGUGUGGAUUCAUGGCUUUAAGCGUAUGUACACAAUACUGGCAGGUUCUCCUAGCCCAAGCCAUCUGUGUCGGCCUGGGUAAUGGGUGUCUAUACAUCCCAUCCGUGGCCAUCAUCCCGCAGUACUUCUCGUCUCGCAAGGCCAUUGCCCUCGCGAUUGGCGCAUCAGGAAGUAGCUUUGGAGGAGUGAUAUACCCAAUUGCCUUCCGCGAGCUCCAACCACGAAUCGGGUUCCCUUGGGCAACCAGGGUACUCGGGUUCCUAGUGUUAGCAACAACUCUAGUCCCGAUCACUCUCAUGCGUGUUCGCCAAGCACCGAAGCAAAAGCGCGUCUUGACUGAGGUCUCAGCGUUUAAAGAGCCCCCAUAUGCCUUGUUUUGCGCGGCAAUGUUCUUUGGCUACAUUGGCUUCUUCAAUCCGAUCUUCUACAUUGAGUCAUACGCCCUCCAUAAUAACACAACGGGGGCCGAGUUGGGAUUUUAUCUCGUCGCUAUACUCAACGCUGCCUCUAUUCCAGGUCGCAUAGUCCCCGGACUGUUGAAUAAAUACCUGGGCUCUCUGAACAUCCUUCUCGGCAGUGCGUUUAUCAGCGCCACUCUAUCGUUCUGCUGGAUUGCAAUCCAUAAUCAAGGCGGCCUGAUCUCACUGGCUGUACUUUACGGUUUCUUCUCCGGUGCCUUCGUCUCCCUUCCCGCAGUUGCUUUGACAACACUUACACCAGAUCUUAGAACGCUGGGAACACGAAUUGGGAUGUGCACCGUGUGUAGUGGGUUGGGAUCGCUGUGCGGUUCGCCGGUUGCGGGUGCGAUCCUGGACCGCAGUGGGUCUUACCUUGGGGUUCAGUUGUAUUCCGGUCUUACCACUGGCAUAACAGGUGUUUUGCUUUUGUUUGCAAGUUUCUUUAAGAAGAGUGACAGUAGAUAACCUGUCCCGGUUAGUUGGACUCCGGAAAGCCGAAUCUAAGCGCCGACAACCCUAACACCCUUUGUUGGAAGCGGAAUGGAUACCGACAUGCCCAAGGGAUUCGUCU
Messenger RNA from Aspergillus alliaceus, 1330 nucleotides. RefSeq names its product MFS general substrate transporter. Lineage: Eukaryota; Fungi; Ascomycota; Eurotiomycetes; Eurotiales; Aspergillaceae. Bases 1 to 1224 code for a protein of 407 amino acids. Gene Ontology annotation, biological process: transmembrane transport. The record is from RefSeq and is a predicted model, not a curated record. The transcript has 2 exons. Gene Ontology annotation, cellular component: fungal-type vacuole membrane. Gene Ontology annotation, molecular function: transmembrane transporter activity.